GGGCGAGCCCUUUCUCGGGGGCGUGGCCUCCUAGCCAGCGGCCGGGCUCAGAUCCAGCGGCCAAUGCUUCUGGCCCCACAGAGGCACCUACAGAAAACUGAAGGCUUGACACAUCCCGAGGAGUAGAGCCCAUGGACACCUUCAGCACGAAGAGCCUGGCCCUGCAGGCCCAGAAGAAAGUCCUCAGCAAGAUGGCUUCCAAGGCCAUGGUGGCUGUGUUUGUGGACAAUACCAGCAGUGAGGUCUUGGAUGAACUGUACCAGGCCACGAAGGAGUUCACGCGCAGCCGGAAGGAGGCACAGAGGGUCGUGAAGAACCUGGUGAAGGUGGCUGUGAAGCUGGCUGUGUUGCUGAGGGCGGACCAGCUGGACAGCAAUGAGCUGGCCCAGCUGCAGCGGUUCCGGGGCCGCGUCCGCAGCCUGGCCAUGACAGCCCUCAGCUUCCACCAGGUAGACUUCACCUUUGACCGGCGUGUGCUGGCCACUGGGCUGCUGGAGUGCAGGGACCUGUUGCACCAGGCUAUUGGCCCACACCUCACUGCCAAGUCCCACGGCCGCAUCAAUCAUAUCUUCAGUCACUUUGCCAAUGGUGACUUCCUGGCCGCGCUGUACAGCCCAGCAGAGCCCUACCGGAGCCAUCUGUGCCGCAUCUGUGAUGGCCUCGGGAGGAUGUUGGACGAGGGUGGCAUCUGACCUGGAGUCAGCCACCUGGAGACUAUCCUCCACUGGUGACGGUCCCCGAGAACACAGAACUGCCUGUGCCUGGGGUAGUCUCUCUGUUUCUCCUGCUGUAACCUAUCUGCUUUUGUCUAGCUUCUGCUUCGUCUCCGGAUCUCCUCUUCUUACUUCUGAGACAGGCCUCAUGUAGCCCAGGCUGAUCCCAAACACCCUAUGUAGCAAAGGCUGACCUUGACCUCCUAAGCCUCCUGCCCCCACCACCGAGAGUGCUGGAUGAUAGGUGUGUGCCAACGCCUCACUGUCUGGGCAUUCUCGGUCUUUCAAAUAAGGUUGUGGAGAAUUGGGAGACAAGAAUUGUACUCCCCUGACCCUUACCCCUGCCAAAUGACUAUGUUUGUUUCCUAAGCCUCAGGUCCUCCCAAGGUGACUUGCUUUAGAAAAUGGAGUUCAAACUCUUGUUGUACCAGACUAGAGUUGAACAAGUACUGGACUGCUACAACAGGUCCUUAUGUAUAGGUUGGCCCAGGAAGGCUCACUCUGCCAAUGCUGCAGGACACUGGACACUGAGGAGUGAUGCUACUGCAAACCAAGAACACCAGCAGACAGAUGCUGUGCGGCGGAUCAUGGCUUCUCUCAAUGGUUUUGAAAGGAGAGACUCCAAGCACAUUUCAGUGUUGGGAUCUGAGGUCCUGUUAGGGGACUGGACCCUCGCAUUGAAGAGAAGAAAUAGAGCCGGUGAGAUGGCUCAGCAUGUAAGAGUGCUUGCCACCAAACUUGUUUGGAGUUUACCAAAAUUUGUGUGGUGGAUGGAGACAACCAGUCUUAGAAAGCUGGCCUCUGACCUCCAUGUGGACGGGCCCACACAGAACCACACAGCGGCUUCCGGUGCUUGGAAACAUGGCGGGGCCCUGACCACUCAGCAAGGAGGCGCUAAUCAGGCAGAAAUGUGGGGUCUUCACUGAGUGAUAGUACAGGACUUGCUGUGAAACAUGGGGACCCCAGAGGCUGUCCCCAGCUUCGGACCAGGGUAAAGCCACUGGAGACACGAGCAUGUGUUACAUUAUAAUUCCAUAUUUGGGAAACAAAUCCAUCUUUUCUCUUUGAA
This is a messenger RNA of Mus caroli (Ryukyu mouse), 1782 nucleotides long. It is a transcript of the gene Tipe1, whose product is annotated as TNF alpha induced protein 8 like 1. Gene Ontology annotation, biological process: negative regulation of TOR signaling; regulation of apoptotic process. The record is from RefSeq and is a predicted model, not a curated record. Gene Ontology annotation, cellular component: cytoplasm. Lineage: Eukaryota; Metazoa; Chordata; Mammalia; Rodentia; Muridae.